CGCCAUUUUGUAGCGGAGUUCGUCACGUAUACUGCGUAGGUAAUUCGUGGAGUCUAUUUGGUGUUCAUAUUUUUAACUUGUGUUAUAUAUUGUUAUUCUUUGUACAUAGUAACCCAUAAUCUAAAAUGCCGGGCACCGGUACUUUCAAAAUCUUCAUCGGGAACCUUUCUGAUAAAACCACAGAAGCCGAUCUUAGACCGCUAUUCGAAAAAUACGGUACGGUCGUAGAAUGCGAUAUCGUCAGAAAUUACGGUUUCGUGCACAUGGAAAACGAACAAGUCGGCCGCGAAGCCAUUCAGAAUCUUAACGGCGAGUUAGUUCAUGGGCAGGCGAUCAAAAUAGAAGCGGCCAAGAGCCGGAAGGCGCCGUCGACGCCAACCACUAAAAUAUUCGUGGGUAAUUUAACGGACAAGACGCGCGCGCCCGAAGUCCGCGAGCUGUUUCAGAAGUUCGGGACGGUCGUCGAGUGCGAUAUCGUGCGUAACUACGGCUUCGUGCAUUUGGACGCGACGGGCGAUGUGAACGACGCUAUCAAAGAGUUGAACGGUAUGAUGGUCGACGGACAGCCCAUGAAGGUGCAGUUGUCGACGAGUCGUGUCCGGCAGCGGCCGGGCAUGGGCGACCCCGAGCAGUGCUACCGCUGUGGCCGCGGGGGCCACUGGUCCAAGGAGUGCCCGAAGGCGCUGGGCCCCGACCGCAACGGUUUCCGCGAUCGAGCGUUCGGCCGCGAUCCCUACCCUCCGCCGCCGCCGCCACCCUUCCUUCGCGAUCGCAUGAUGGGAGGAUUUGGGGAUCCAUAUGACGGGUACUAUGAUCGUUCACGGUUCGAUUCUCCACGGGACUUGUUCGAGCGACGCUAUCCAGUUGGAGGAGCAUCACGAGGGCUGGAAUUGGGCGGAUCUAGAGGAGCUCGCGGUGACUUCGUUUCUCCGCCCUUACGCCGCGAACCCAUGCCACCCAUGCCUAAUUUACCUCCACUGCGGAGCGGAAUGGGUUCCAUGAGAUCUUCCUAUGAUCCUAUGUACAGCCGCAGAAGCCCCCCACCAGGACCCCAGAUGUCCAGAGGAAUGUAUGAAGAUUUUAGCAGAGAUACUUUUGAUGACAGAAGGCCCGGAAUGCGAGGUCCGUCGCCGUCAAGAAGAUAUGCGCCUUAUUAAUAUAAGAUAGUAUAGUAGUAGAAAAGCUCAUUUGAUAUUUUGGUUGGACUUUAGGAACAUUUUAGAAAUAAUGCAGACUUAAUUGUAAAUGUGUAAAAGGGUUUGAUAAUGUUUUCACUUUAUGUAUGAAUGAGUACAAUUGACUGCAUUUGUGAUGUAAAUAGUUAAAAUAAAUAUCAUAAGUUUUUUCAUAAGCAAA
This is a messenger RNA of Bombyx mori (domestic silkworm), 1356 nucleotides long. RefSeq names its product RNA-binding protein lark (gene lark). The transcript is spliced from 5 exons. Gene Ontology annotation, cellular component: nucleus. Gene Ontology annotation, molecular function: zinc ion binding; mRNA binding. NCBI's taxonomy places the organism in Eukaryota, Metazoa, Arthropoda, Insecta, Lepidoptera, Bombycidae. Bases 126 to 1157 code for a protein of 343 amino acids. The record is from RefSeq and is marked provisional.